Messenger RNA from Funneliformis mosseae, 594 nucleotides. NCBI's taxonomy places the organism in Eukaryota, Fungi, Glomeromycota, Glomeromycetes, Glomerales, Glomeraceae. The record is from the annotation of a GenBank genome assembly.
AUGACUAAAUUUUAUUUUAACAUUUUUGUUCUCCUAAUCUUCUUUACCGCUGUUUCGACAGCUCUAACAACUCGUAAUGAUUUAUCAGUUCAUAAAAUUGAAAAACGUACCACGUGUGCAUAUAAUUCUAAGAGAAAUGUUUUGAUUGAAAGAAACGAAGACAAACAGUGUUCUUGCAGCCUCGCCGAAUCGAUUUUCUCAAAUAAACUUAAAGGUUUCUUUUUCUUUGCACAAGACGAAUGUGGUAGUACUACAAUUGCAGGUCUAUUCAGCAGUGGGUUUGAAGUGUUCAACUCAACCGAAAAUAUCACUUUUGAAAUCGUUGAUAGUUGCAAUCGUACCCUUUAUGAUAUUACUUAUGGGUUGAACGUACAAUUUAAUGAUGAUGGCAGCACAGAUCCUUUCAGAUAUACCUUCGAUGAAAUCAACCUUGACUGUGAUGAUGAUGGAAUCUUGUUCCCACAAGUUGGUAAAUCACAUUAUAACAAACGCACUUGCGAUGGACUUAGACGUCGUGACGGUAAAAAUCAAGUGGCUUGUAAGGAAAGUGGGGACAUAUUUGAAGCUUCGGAUAUAAACGACUUUCAAACCUAA